AUGAUUCUGGAAAGAGAAAGUGUACCUUUGGGUGGUGAAGGAGUGAUUGUGGAAAUUGAAAAUGAGCCAUACCACGGGCUAUUUGAACAGCAAAAUUCUGCAACUCUUUGGGAUCCAAAACGCACUCCAAUCUAUGAUUUUUGUCUUCUGUUGGGGUUUGUGGUUCACCCUCACUGCUGAGAAGACUCCAUUCAGCUUUAAGAAAGAUAAUAUUAAAGGGAGAGUAUUAAAGAAUGAUUUUUAUGUCUUUCACUUGUGAAUUUAAGCAAUAUGUAAUUUUCCUCAAAAUUAAGACUCUUAUCUUAAUUCCUAAAACACAUGUCUCACUAGUUCAGAACAGUUUUUAUUAUUGUGUGCUAUCGAAUUUCACCGGAAAAACAUUACUUUGAAAACUAUAAGACAUUAAAUUCAUGCAUAAGCAUACAACUUAACUAAAAAAUUAAGUAAUUCUGCAUAGCCAAACCAUUAUCUUUUAAAAUGAUUUUUCAUGUAAAUAGACAUAAAAACACUUUGGUAUUAAUAUCUUUUUAAAUUGAAAAUACCUAAAUAACUCAGUAGACAAUUGUGGAUUUUUAGUUACUGAUUUACAAAAUAAUAGGCUACCUAUCUGAACUGAAUAAUAUGCUAAUGAAACUUCAUUUUUAACAUGGAAAUUUUCACUUACUUUCUGGUAUGGAUGGCCGUCCACUUGUCACACUAAGGUGACUCUCUGGUUGAACAUAUGAUCCCUCCGAAUCUCUACAAGACACAUGAUGAAGAACUUAAAAUAUAUUAUCAUUAACAAUUAACAUAGUUAUUUUUAAAAGCAGUUGUAAUAAAAAACAACAACAAACAAACAAAAACUCAGAAUA
Messenger RNA from Gryllus bimaculatus (two-spotted cricket), 851 nucleotides. Lineage: Eukaryota; Metazoa; Arthropoda; Insecta; Orthoptera; Gryllidae. The record is from the annotation of a GenBank genome assembly.